AUGUAUCUAUUUCUAUUUAUCUAUCUCUCUCACAUCUAUCUCCCACUAUUCACAUCUAUCUAUCUAUCUAUUUCGGUUUGUUCAUAUCUAUCUAUCGAACUAGCUAGCUAUCAGUCUGUUCAUAUCUAUCUAUCGAUCUCAGACUGUUUAUCUAUCUAUCUAUCUAUCUAUCUAUCUCGGUUUGUUAAUAUCUGUCUAUCUAUCGCACACUAUUCACAUCUAUCUCACACUAUUCACAUCUAUCUAUCUAUCUAUCUAUCUCACUCUAUUUACAUCUAUCUAUCUAUCUAUCUAUCUCGGUUUGUUCAUAUCUAUAUAUCUAUCGAGCUAGCUAGCGAUCAGUCUGUUCAUGUCUAUCUAUCGUUCUUAUUCUGUUCAUAUCUAUCUAUCUAUCUUUCUAUCUGUCUCAGUCCCUUCAUAUCUAUCUAUAUAUCUAUCUCGGUUUGUUCAUAUCUGUCUAUCGCACACUAUUCACAUCUAUUUCACUAUAUUCACAUCUAUCUAUCUAUCUAUCUAUCUAUCUAUCUGUCUGUCUGUUCAUAUCUAUCUAUCUCAUUCUCUCACUCUGUUCACAUCUAUCUAUCUCCCACUAUUCACAUCUAUCAAUCUCACUCUAUUCACAUCUAUCUAUCUAUCUAUCUAUCUAUCUAUCUAUCUAUCUCAGUCUGUUCAUAUCUAUCUAUCUAUCUAUCUAUCUAUCUAUCUAUCUAUCUCAACCUGUUCAUAUCUAUCUAUCUAUCUAUCGUUAUCUUCUCAUGUUUACGUGAGAGACACAACUUUCUCUCUCUGUUGAGGGGGGGGGAUAGAGAAUUUUUGGCAGUUUUUAGUGUGGCUUCUUCUUCUUCUUCUUUUUCUUCUUCGUUUUCUUCUUCUUUUUCUUCUUCUUCUUUUCUUUUUCUUCUUCUUUUCUUCUUUUUAUUCUUUUCUUCUUUCUUUUUCUUUUCUUCUUCUUCUUCUUUUUCUUCUUCUUGUUUUUUCUUUUUCUUUUCUUUUCUUCUUCUUUGUUUCUUCUUCUUUUUCCUAAAUUCUUUUCUUCUUCUUCUUCUUUCUUCUUCUUCUUUUUUCUUCUUUCUUUUUCUUUUCUUUUUUUCUUCUUCUUCUUUGGAAUUUUUCUCAUUCUUUUCUUUUCUUCUUCUUUUCUUCUUCUUCUUCUUCUUUUCUUCCUCUUUUUCUUUUUUUUUUCUUCUUUUUUUCUUCUUUUUUUUUUUUUCUUCUUCUUCUUUUUUCUUCUUUUUCCAUUUCUUUGUCUUUUCUUUUUCUUCUUCUUCUUCUUCUUUUCUAUUUUUUCUUCUUCUUCUUCUUCUUCUUUUUUUUUUCUUCUUAUUCUUUUCUUCUUCUUCUUCUUCUUUUCUUCUUCUUUUUCUUCUUCUUCUUUUUCUUCUUCAAUUUCUUUUUCUUUUUCUUCUUCUUCUUCUUUUUAUUUUGUUCUUUUUAAAUAUUUAUUCUUUUUUCUUCUUUUUUUCUUUUUCUUUUUUCUUCUUCUUUUUCUUCUUCUUCUUCUUCUUUUUCUUAUUCUUCUUCUAUGUGCCGUUUCACUUCCGGCCGUUGAUCAUGUCUCCCCACAAAUCCCUAUCUUUUCUCGCUCGCAUUCUAAUAUAA
Molecule: messenger RNA, 1599 nt
Organism: Acanthosepion pharaonis
Lineage: Eukaryota; Metazoa; Mollusca; Cephalopoda; Sepiida; Sepiidae
Source: the annotation of a GenBank genome assembly